AUGUUAAAUACGAUACUCAAACGCCUCGAAAUUGACGACAAAGACGGUCCCAUCCCAAACCGAUGGAUGAAUAACGAUAUCAAGCCGGUCGAAGCCGGCCGUCGGACAUGGGGGUUCUGGACGUUCCAUAACUUUUGGAUUCUAAUCAAUUCAAACAUCUCCACGUAUAUGACGGGCAGUUCGUUGAUUGCGAAUGGCUUGACUUGGUGGCAGGCCGUCGUUGCUAUUGUGGUGGGCAAUUUGUUGGUUAUGAUUUUUGUGGUUUUGAACUCGUUGCCGGGAGUUUACUAUCAUCUUGGAUUCCCAGUUGUCAAUCGGUACGUUUGGGGAUUGUAUGGAAGUCAGUUCGUUCUAUGGAAUCGGAUACUUUUGUCACUUGUCUGGUACGCCUUCCAAGCCUGGAUCGGCGGCGAAUGCAUCUACGUCUGCCUUCAAGCAAUCUGGCCCUCCCUCGAAACCCGAAUCCCAAACCAUAUGCCCUCGUCCACUGGAAUGACGACUGCCAAUUUCGUCGCCUAUAUUGUGUUCAUGGUGAUUUCGCUGCCGGUGAUAUACGUCAAGCCGCACAAGCUGCAGUAUUUCUUCUAUGUCUCCGCAGCUACCAUUCUCAUCUUUGAGAUUGUCGUGCUUAUCUGGUCACUCGCAACAAUGGGCGAGCGGGGCUUUGGCGAUACAAUGUCCGACAAGAAUAAUGGUUACUCCGGGUGGAACAUUGCCUUCGGGAUCGUGAGUACAAUCGGAGGUGUCGCAGCUGGUAUUCUCAAUCAGAAUGACUACGCGCGGUUUGCGAAACGGCCUCGCGAUGCUAUCCUCGGUCAGCUGAUUAGUUGUCCGAUGUAUGCUAUCGCGUGCAGUGUUAUUGGGAUAUUGGUGACAGCGGCUACGCAGGAGCGGUACGGUGAGGCUUUGUGGAAUCUACCUGAUCUGUUGAGUGCGGUUAUCACGCAAGGAGGAUCUCGUUCACGCGCGUCGGCGUUUUUUGGGGGUGCUGCGCUGGCUAUUUCCCAGAUUGGGGUUAAUGUUCCUGGAAAUGCGUUGUCGGGGGGGUUCGACCUCGCCGCUACAUUUCCGAAGUAUAUCAACCUCCGCCGCGGUGCAUAUAUAACGGCAUUGCUAUCUGUCGUCUGCAACCCGUGGAAGCUCGUAAACACGGCGACGACUUUUCUCUCCGUACUAAACAGCUACUCCGUAUUCCUGGGCCCGAUGAUCGGAAUCAUGAUCACAUCGUAUCUCGUGGUCCACCGGAGAAGAAUCAAAGUAGAGGAUCUAUAUCCGUCUCAGAAUCCGAGGAAAAGUAUCUAUUGGUAUAGUUAUGGUGUGAAUUGGCGGGCUGGUAUUGCGUGGAUAUGCGGCACUACCCCUUCUCUGCCAGGCUUCGUGGCAAGCGUCAAUACAAGUGUUACGGUGCCUAUUGGCUUCACGCAUCUGUUUUAUAUAUGCUUCUUGACGGGGUUUGUGAUCAGCGCGGCAAUGUAUUGUAUCUUGCAUUAUGUGUUUCCGGUGCCGGAGGUACGGAGAUUUGUUGAGUCGGCGGGACCGGUCGAGGUGCUGGUUAGGGAGUAUCGGGAGGAAUGGGAUGGUGGUUCUGGGGAGGUCGAGGGUGUCGUUAGAAUUGGUGGUGAGAAGACUAGCUUAUAAAUGUGCAUGCAUCAUGAUUCC
This is a messenger RNA of Aspergillus glaucus CBS 516.65, 1659 nucleotides long. RefSeq names its product nucleobase cation symporter-1 family protein. Gene Ontology annotation, biological process: nucleobase transport; transmembrane transport. The coding region runs from base 1 to 1638 and encodes 545 amino acids. Gene Ontology annotation, cellular component: plasma membrane. The record is from RefSeq and is a predicted model, not a curated record. Gene Ontology annotation, molecular function: nucleobase transmembrane transporter activity. NCBI's taxonomy places the organism in Eukaryota, Fungi, Ascomycota, Eurotiomycetes, Eurotiales, Aspergillaceae. The transcript is spliced from 7 exons.